AAAAGACUGGUGCUGCUGCUCUUAGUUGUGGUGUGUGGAACAGUGGCCCUUCUGCAGUGCAGAGGUUUCCGUUGCACGCAUUCGCAAAAGUCUCUGUAAAACCCUAGCUUACGUACAAGAAUUGAACAUGGAAUGGAGUCCACAAACCCUGCAAUUCCUAUCGGAAUGCUUCCUUAACACUCUCUCCCCACUCCCCGAACCCCGUCGCCGUGCCGAGUCCGCUCUCUCCGAUGCCGCCGACAAACCCAACUACGGCCUCGCCGUCCUCCGCCUCGUCGCCGAGCCCUCCGUCGACGACCAGAUCCGCCAAGCCGCUGCUGUCACUUUUAAGAAUCACCUCAAGUCCCGUUGGUCCCCGCCUCCUCCCUCCCACGGUGACGCCCAAAUCCUUACCCCGAUUCCCGACCCCGAAAAGGAGCAGAUUAAAACCCUCGUCGUCUCUUUGAUGGUCAAUUCUUCCCCUAGAAUUCAAUCCCAGCUCAGUGAAGCUCUGGCCGUUAUCGGCAAGCACGAUUUUCCGAAAGCGUGGCCUACUCUAUUACCUGAGCUUGUGGCGAGUGUUGAUAAACUAAGCCUGGCGAAUGAUUAUGUCUCUGUUAAUGGCGUGUUAGCUACGCUGAAUUCUUUGUUUAAGAAGUUUCGUUUUCAGUAUAAAACCAAUGAUUUGCUUCUGGAUUUAAAGUAUUGUCUUGAUAAUUUUGCCAAACCCUUGUUGGAUUUGUUUCAAAGGACGGCUAGUUUGAUUGAUCAUGCCGUGGCUUCGGGUGCUGCCAAUGCAGCUACCCUCAGGCCCUACAUAGAAUCUCAGAGGUUGUGUUGUAGGAUUUUUUACUCUCUGAAUUUUCAAGAGUUGCCCGAGUUUUUUGAGGAUCACAUGAGCGAGUGGAUGGUUGAGUUUAAGAAGUAUCUCACCGUUACAUAUCCUGCUCUCGAGGAUAGCAGCGGUGAUGGGCUGGCGCUUGUUGAUGCGCUGCGCUCUGCAGUCUGUGAGAAUAUCAGUCUUUAUAUGGAGAAAGAGGAGGAGUUGUUCCAAGGGUAUUUGAGUGGUUUUGUGGAGGCUGUUUGGGGUCUUCUUCUUGUCGCAUCUGCCUCUUCUAGCAGGGAACAGCUAACGGUGACUGCCAUUAAGUUCCUCACAACUGUCAGCACAAGUGUACAUCAUACUCUAUUUGCAAGGGAUGAUAUCUUGCAACAGAUUUGUCAGAGUAUAGUUUUACCCAAUGUAAUGUUGAGGGAUGAGGAUGAGGAGUUGUUUGAGAUGAAUUAUGUGGAGUUCAUAAGGAGGGAUAUGGAAGGGAGUGAUCUUGAUACUAGGAGGAGGAUUGCCUGUGAACUCCUCAAGGGAAUUGCCUUGCAUUACAAGGAAAAGGUCACUGAGAAGGUCUCCCUUCAGAUCAACAGUUGUUUGGGUUUGUUAAAUGAGAAUCCAGCUGCAAAUUGGAAACAAAAGGAUUGUGCUAUCUAUUUGGUUACUUCCCUUGCCAACAGAAAAGCGGGCGGGACUUCAUUUUCUACUGAUCUAGUUAAUGUCGAGAGCUUUUUUGGUUCUGUAAUUGUUCCUGAGAUGCAAAGUCAGGAUGUCAAUGCAUUCCCUAUGUUGAAAGCAGGAGCUCUGAAGUUCUUCACCAUGUUUAGGAACCAGAUAUCAAAACCUAUUGCGCUGGCAUUGCUUCCAGAUGUAGUCCGGUUCCUUAAUGCAGAGGCAAAUGUAGUUCACUCGUAUGCGGCAAGCUGCAUUGAGAAACUCUUGCUGGUCAAAGAUGAAGGGGCUAGACCAAGGUACACAUCCUCAGAUAUCAGUCCAUUUUUGUUGGUCUUGAUGACAAAUGUUUUUAGUGCCUUGCAGAAGCCAGAAUCUGAGGAGAAUCAGUAUGUUAUGAAGUGUAUCAUGCGAGUUCUUGGAGUUGCUGAAAUCUCUCGUGAGGUUGCUUUACCUUGCAUCAAUGGGCUGACAACAGUUCUCAAUAGAGUCUGCGAAAACCCCAAGAAUCCUGUGUUUAACCACUAUCUUUUUGAAUCUGUGGCUGUUCUUAUUAGACGGGCUUCCGAGAAGGACCCUUCUCUCAUUUCUGCAUUUGAAGCCAGCCUUUUCCCUUGCCUUCAAUUCAUCUUGGCCAGAGACAUCAAUGAAUUUUUUCCUUAUGCAUUCCAGCUGUUGGCUCAGCUUGUGGAGUUAACUCUCGUGCCUGAUAAUUAUGUUGAGAUAUUCAAGAUCCUUCUUUUACCUGACUCAUGGAAGAAGUCAGCAAAUGUUCCAGCUCUUGUUCGUUUGCUCCAGGCUUUCCUUCGAAAGUCACCUCUUGACAUGAUUCAGAAGGAAAGAUUGGAAAGUGUGCUUGGGAUAUUCUCCAGACUUGUUUCAUCUCCUAGCACCGAUGAUCAAGGAUUUUAUGUGCUGAAUACAGUGAUUGAGAAUGUUGCAUAUGACGUAAUCUUUCCGUUUGUACAGCAGAUUUGGGUUAUACUGUUUAACAGGUUGAGUUCCAGCAAAACAGUGAAGUUUGUUAAGAAUCUGAUAAUAUUUAUGUCUCUUUUUCUGGUCAAAUAUGGUUCUCAAACCCUUGUGGAUACAAUAAAUGCAGUUCAGCCAGACAUAUUUCGUACAAUUUUGGAGCAGUUCUGGGUACCAAACCUCAAGCUGAUCACAGGUUCCCUUGAGCUAAAGCUCACUUCAGUUGCUUCAACCAAACUUAUCUGUCAAUCUCCAGAUAAUUUGGAUUCUAAGACUUGGGGUAAACUGCUGGACAGCAUUGUGACACUUCUUUCACGACCUGAGGAGGAUAGAGUGGAUGAUGAACCUGAUAUUCCUGAUUUUGGUGAGACUACGGGCUAUAAUGCUACCUUUGUCCAUCUUUACAAUGUUGGGAAAAAAGAGGAUGAUCCUCUCAAGGAAAUUAAGGAUCCAAAGCAAUUUUUGGUUGGGUCUUUGGCUAAUCUUUGUGGUGCUUCCCCUGGAAUGUAUCCCCCAGUCAUUGGUCAAUUUCUUGAGCAAUCUAAUCAAGCUGCAUUGCUGCAGCUUUGCAACACAUAUAAUGUCUCAUUAGUUUGAAGAAGAAGCUGUCUCAUGAUCUCUGGGUUCGUGUUAUUCAGUGUUGCAUAUUGAAGUGAGCAGGACUUUUGCAUUUUAUUGACUGGUACAACGAGUUAUAGGUUCAAUCUAUAAUUUGGGCUUUUUCUGGCUCGUGGUUGUGUUGCAAUGUCCAUUGCUUCAUCUACCGGCCAGACUGAUAUGGAUAAGCUAUUGAAUCAGCCAUGAAGUCUGGGAUUUUCUGGCUUCCCGUGAUGUGGUGAUCAAUGCUGCUGUUUUUUUGUUUUUUUCAUGCUGUCCAGAUGCUUGUUGAGCACAUUUCACAUCAUAGUCAGAAAAUGAUACGUACUUGUGUUGGCAUUUAAAUUUUGCUUCCAAAUUUUGAUGCUGGCCUUCGGCAUUUUCAUUCGGUUGUAUUGUUAGGUCACUGGGGGAAGAGCCUGUGGGAGUCUUGAGUUGCUAUAAUUUCUAUGUAUUUGCACUCGCUGAAUGUGUAUUUUAGGUAUUUUUGCUGUUGAGGUUUUACACAUAA
This is a messenger RNA of Coffea eugenioides, 3560 nucleotides long. Its product is annotated as exportin-2. Gene Ontology annotation, biological process: protein import into nucleus; protein export from nucleus. Bases 128 to 3049 code for a protein of 973 amino acids. Gene Ontology annotation, cellular component: cytosol; nuclear envelope. Gene Ontology annotation, molecular function: small GTPase binding; nuclear export signal receptor activity. The transcript is spliced from 3 exons. Lineage: Eukaryota; Viridiplantae; Streptophyta; Magnoliopsida; Gentianales; Rubiaceae. The record is from RefSeq and is a predicted model, not a curated record.